UGAUUGGACAUCUCGGCACCACGUGAUGUCCCUUUAAGAUCUUUAUUGACUGUCCGCGAACAUGGCAAGGGAAAGAUUUCCACCUAAUGACCAGGGCAGAAUUGCCAUGCAAAUGAUAGCGACUCGUAUCUGCCCCGUUUAAAGCGAAAACGGAUAUAUAUAAUACGACGAAUGGCGUUUUGACGGCACACGCGCGAGAAAAACUGCCGAUCAUUCAAGCACUUUAACACGGGACGCGCGAGUCAGGAUGCCGAAGUGACGCAGCUGGAGUUGUUUUAACAGCUUGAGAAGUUGCAGCUCAUUUCCUUCACCUUUUACCCGUGGAAGAACACCACAAGAUACGAGUGCCUUGUUUACACGUGUAAUUGGGCUUUUCUGUUCUUGAGCUACCCGGAAUAUUUGCGACAUCAGUUAAGAGAGAAGUUGCAUCCGUGAGAGGAAACGGAUUUGAAAGCAGCAGUAACGUUAAGGCUCUUUUCGAAAUAGUUGCGCUCCGUCGAUGACUCUCGACACCUCGAAACAUUCCGCGAUACUCACAAUUUUAUUUAAAAUGGCUGAUGAUAAUGAUUUAAUAGGUGCUUCGGAGCUUGUUAAAGAUCGACUCUAUUUUGCAACCUUGCGAAGCAAACCAAAAAGCACUGCAAACACUCAUUACUUCAGCACGGAUGAGGAGUUUGUGUAUGAAAACUUUUAUGCUGAUUUUGGCCCCCUUAACCUCGCUAUGCUGUACAGAUACUGCUGUAAACUCAACAAAAAGCUCAAGUCGUUUACACUGACCAGGAAGAGGAUUGUGCACUACACCAGCUUUGACCAGUGCAAAAGGGCUAACGCUGCUGUGCUCAUCGGUGCUUAUGCUGUGAUUUACCUGAAGAAAACACCAGAGGAAGCCUAUAGAGCUCUUAUCUCUGGCUCCAAUGCCUCAUAUCUUCCCUUCAGGGAUGCUUCAUUUGGGAAUUGCACAUACAACCUGACAGUUCUCGACUGCUUGCAAGGCGUUAGAAAGGCCCUUCAGCACGGAUUCUUGAACUUUGAGACGUUCAACGUAAACGAGUAUGAACAUUACGAGGUAAUGAUGCCCUUCCGUCAUGAAAUGCUCAUUAGGCGAACCAGCGUGCAGUGUUUUACCCAGAAUUCUGUUCAUUGCUCCUCAAGCCGGUUACAUAAUCAGGUUUAUUCCACCAGGAACCGAAGACAUUUUUAA
This is a messenger RNA of Carassius auratus (goldfish), 1201 nucleotides long. Its product is annotated as dual specificity protein phosphatase CDC14AB-like. The transcript has 7 exons. The coding region runs from base 500 to 1201 and encodes 233 amino acids. The record is from RefSeq and is a predicted model, not a curated record. NCBI's taxonomy places the organism in Eukaryota, Metazoa, Chordata, Actinopteri, Cypriniformes, Cyprinidae.